AUGACAUCAGAUGAUGUCCAAGGCACAACGGCCUCUACUAGAUCUUACUAUUCGCUACGUGUUCUACUGACUUGGUUGGCGAUAUGUUUCACGUUAUGCCUUCUUUUUUCUGUGAUCGCGUUCGUAUCAUUGCUCAACAAAAACAUUCUUCCCGAGGAACUUGGACCUCAAACUAUCCCUUACACUAAUGUGCCUCGCCAUUAUGAUGUUCAACUACAGUUCAACACCGAAUACAAUCAAUCGAAUACGUCAUUUCAUGGGCAAGUUGCAUUGCUCUUCAGUAGCCGUCAUGUAUCACAACGUCUUUUCAUACACAGAGGCAAAUACCUACGAAUAACGGAUUUCAGUUUGAUAGCUGUCGAUCAAUCAAAUGAAAAACGAAGUAUCAAGAAGGGAACGUAUAAUGCUGCCUCUGAGAUACAAACAUUUGUUCUCUCUUUUGACACCGCAAUCGAUGAGCUGUAUUUGUUUACAAUGAAAUUCACCGGAAAAAUGACGGUUGAACAUGGUCCGAAAGAAUUCACUUACACCUCAAACAAUGGCGAACAAAGGUAUGGCGUUUGGUUUGCUACACUUCAACGAAAUAGCAAAGGCCUACGGUACUUAUUCCCUUGUAUGGAUUCAAAUGAAUUCCCUGCUGAAUACAACAUUACUAUUACUCGUAAAGUGUCUUUGCGAGCUCUUUCGAAUUUCAUCGCCAAACGAACAUUACAAAGUGAUGCAAACUUUAUGAUUGACUACUUCCCGCCCAUAACAGUAUUGUCUCCUUACCAGUUUGCUCUAGUGUUGUGCGAUUUCCAAUACAGGAGAGAAAACCACAACGGAACCACGAUUUCCGUCUACUCACAAUACGACAUGCUACAGAAUGUGUCAUUCAGGCGUAUUUUACAAUUCAUGAAUCCUACGUCCAAUAUCAUCGGGAAAAAUGAUGCGAUUACCAUUCCUGACGUACAGACUGUUUAUCGACCAGGAAUAAGCCUCAUUAAUGAAAAGGAGUUUGCUUCGGAAAGCAAGGAGCUAUCGAUAACGUCUAAACCAAAUAUUGAAAAUAAAUAA
Molecule: messenger RNA, 1056 nt
Organism: Haemonchus placei
Lineage: Eukaryota; Metazoa; Nematoda; Chromadorea; Rhabditida; Trichostrongylidae
Source: the annotation of a GenBank genome assembly